AUGCUUUUGGCCCCUUUUGCUGAAAUUACAGAAUUGCUUGGCAGUAGUAAUUAUUCCACGCUUAGCUUUAUAUGGCUAGCUAUUAUUACUUUUACUAGAAAUUGUGAACCAUUGUCAACAAGUAUAAAUGAAGAAGAACUUGAUUUAAUAAAUAUGGUAACUGUAUUUGAAGAAGAGGAAGAGAAUAUAGUUGAUUUGGAUAAAGAAUUAGAAAUAAUUGUUACAGCUAAUGGAGAUAAGUUCAAAAUUAAUCAACCUCAAAAUGUGGAUAAUCUAGCAGAAAAAGUAAAGGAAAAUUUAUAUAAAGCAUUAAACCAUUAUUGGGAUGCACCUCUUGAUAGUUCUUUAAUUGCAAUGUUACUUGAUCCACAUUGUAAAUCAAUGAAAAAAUUGGAUAGUUGGGAGCGUAAUAAGGCCAUUAAUGUUCUGCGAGAUGAAUACAAUUCACUUAACACUGAGAAUGAAACUGUUAUUGACUUAGCAAAUGUAGAUCAAAAUGAGAAUCAGAUGAAUCUUUUUUUGAUAAUGUUUGG
Messenger RNA from Dentiscutata erythropus, 533 nucleotides. The record is from the annotation of a GenBank genome assembly. Lineage: Eukaryota; Fungi; Glomeromycota; Glomeromycetes; Diversisporales; Gigasporaceae.